AUGCUCCGAGAGCUGCUCACACUAGCCCUAGUCGGGCUGAUGAUGCCUCUCUCUUGGGCAUGUCCGACGCCCACCUCCUCCACGAAGGUACCUUCUUCGACUCCUACGACUACCCCUGGAAAGACAGAUAGGCUGGUCUUCUGUCACUUUAUGAUCGGAAUUACCAGUAACCGCCAAAGCGCCAGCGACUACGACGAUGACAUGAAACGCGCCAAAGACGCAGGCAUAGAUGCCUUCGCGUUGAACAUCGGCACUGACUCGUACACCGACACCCAACUCGGUUUCGCCUACGAGUCCGCCGCAAAGAACGGGAUGCAAGUCUUCCUCUCCUUCGACUUCAACUGGUGGAACGUCCGCCAGGGAAGCGUCGUCGGCGCCAAGGUCAAGCAAUAUGCGGACCAACCCGCCCAACUCAAGGUCGAUGGCAAGAUAUUCGUGUCCUCGUUUUCUGGGGACAGUGUCGAUGUCAAUGCUAUGAAUUCUGCCGCUGGCCAGGAACUCUUCUUCGCGCCGAAUUUCCACCCGGGCCAGGGCAAUUUUGAUGCUAUCCAGGGUGCACUGAAUUGGAUGGCGUGGCCGAAUAAUGGUAAUAAUAAGGCGCCAACUGCGGGGCAGAAUGUUAGCGUUGUCCAGGGUGAUGAGGCUUAUAAUAAGGCUUUGAAUGGGAAGCCCUAUGUUGCGCCUGUCUCGCCGUGGUUCUCGACCCAUUUCGGAAGCGAGGUCUCGUAUAGCAAGAAUUGGGUCUUCCCUUCUGACUUGCUGUGGUAUGACCGCUGGCGAGAGAUCCUGGCUCUUGGUCCUCGUUUCGUGGAGAUUAUCACUUGGAACGACUAUGGCGAGUCGCACUAUGUUGGACCGCUCUCGUCGCCGCAUACCGAUGACGGGGCAUCAAAGUGGGUGAUGGACAUGCCACACAAUGGCUGGCUAGACAUGGCCAAGCCCUUCAUCGCGGCAUACAAGGCCGGCGCCACCGUUGCUCUCCCGUAUAUCCAAGAAGAGAAGCUGGUAUACUGGUACCGACCAACUAAGAAAGACCUGAAUUGUGACGCUACCGACACCACGAUGCAAGGCAACCCCAACAAUUCCAGCGGCAACUUCUUCGCUGGCCGACCGAAUGGGUACGAGUCCAUGACGGACGAAGUCUUCGUCGUCUCGCUACUCAAAUCCGCUGCUCGCGUGACCGUACAAUCAGGCGAUCAAUCCGCAACCUUCGACGCACCGGCCGGCAUCAGUGCGCACCGAGCCCCAAUGGGCGUGGGCAAGCAAAAGUUCGCCGUCUCCCGAAAUGGGCAGGAUAUCCUGUCGGGGACCAGUUUGAAGGAUAUCGUGGACACUUGCAUCCGCGGGAUCUACAAUUUCAAUGCGUACGUGGGGACGCUCCCGGCGCCAACCACGAUUGACCGGCUCCAGCCGGCUGGGCGCGCUAUGUUGUCCCAGGGAUUAAAGGUCUCCUGCCCGACUAAUACACUGGGCGCGAGUGGGACGAGCAGUGCUACACCUAUUGCCAGG
Molecule: messenger RNA, 1509 nt
Organism: Penicillium cataractarum
Lineage: Eukaryota; Fungi; Ascomycota; Eurotiomycetes; Eurotiales; Aspergillaceae
Product: glycoside hydrolase family 71 protein
Exons: 4
Biological process (GO): mating projection tip cell wall disassembly
Molecular function (GO): glucan endo-1,3-alpha-glucosidase activity
Source: RefSeq, a predicted model, not a curated record